UUUCUCGAAGAGUCUUAAAACAUUUCAUUCCGCUUCUGUCACAGAGCGCUAUCUCUCAUUAACAUGGAUCUUUAACAAUAAAAUGGUUGACCAACUUAGUUUAUUCUGAUUGAAAAAUAAUCUAAAAUAUAUGAAACUGACAAAUAAGAGAAGCUUACACGUCAGACAUUUAUAGAAUGAUAUAGUGUAUAAAAACGGAAAAGAUUGUAUCUUUGUUAAGGACACGGCACCCAUAUCAAGCGGAAAACGUAAUUUUGCUAACAGAAAACACCGCCAUACGCGUUUCCUAAAUUACUAGAGGGAGUUUUGGUUGAAGGAAAUAAAGCAGCUUAUUUAGUGGUUAAAGGAGAGCGCUGUCAGGGUGCUGGGGGAUUUUUCCUGGCUUGUCUUUCCCCCCUUAAAGGAGUCAGGGUGCAGCCUACUGGGACGGUCCCGGCGGGUAGAAGCACGCCUCUCGGUACCUCCGAUAGGGUCAGCUGGACUGCGCUGGGGGCCGAGGAGCGGACGCACCGUGGGGAAGACAGAGAUCGGGAGCUACCGAUGUGAUCAUGUGACAGGGAUGAUUUGAGAAAGUGGCUGGAUUCCUGGUCCACAGGGCGGAAGGUGGAAUUGCAUGAAGGAUAGCUCUACUGCUGAAAGUGUACUGCGAAGUAGGUGCAGGAGGUCUCCAUGAAUAACUCACACAGGGAAGGAGAACAUCUCAUCUCCAUACUGACUGAAAUGCCCAGGCACUGGACGGGUCGAAACAGUAUCUGGUCUGCUUUGUUUAAACUGAGCAUUUAAAAGACCAAUCGAAUGCAACCAAAACAGCCAGAGCAGAUGGUUUUCAGAGGCCGACAGGUACCACAGCUCUUUUGAUUGGAAGUGUUGUCGGUCAGCUGGGUAGCUGCAUGUUUGAGGCCACUCCCAGAAAUGGAACCCUGGCCUGUAUUGGCCUGGGUCCUGCUCCUGGCUCUCAUUGCUGAUUGGGUGAAAUCUGUCCAAUCACGGGACUUCACGGUGAAGGACAUCGUCUUUCUCCAUCCUUCAACAACUCCCUAUCCAGGGGGAUUCAAGUGCUUCACAUGUGAGAAUGCACCGGAUAACUACGAAUGCAACCGCUACGCCCCAGACGUCUACUGUCCGCGAGAGGCCCGGUACUGCUCCACGAGCCACCUGAUGGACGAGCAGGGAGUGAGCAUCUCUGUGACGAAACACUGCGCGGUCCUGGCCGACUGCCUCUCCACUGGCUGUUCCGGCACCAGCCGCCCUGGCCACCAGGUCUGCACUUCCUGUUGCGAGGGACACAUCUGUAACAUGCCGGUGCCGCUAAACGACACCGAGGCCAUUUUCAGCACCACCUCGCCGCUCAGCAGCGCUCCCUGGACGUCACGCAGGCCUGCGGCAGUCACCUGUUUCACCGCAGUCGCCUCAGCCCUCCUUUUAAGUCGCAUCUAGGAAGCAAAGCCGCAAGAUGCAGCAGCUUAGCGGUCACAGAACAGUAUUACAUUACGUUGUGUUUUUCUAAUUCUCCUGACUGUUUAGCCCCGUUAGUGUGAUUUUUAACAGCUUCAUGUUGGCUUAACAACACUGACUAUGAGGCCUCGGAUGCAGUGUCACGCCCUAGUAGAUUUUGGGUGCCAAACUAAGUACAGGUUGUAUUCUGUGUAACAUACUGUAUGUAUAUAGUGUAUUUAUUUUUGUACAGUAUGUUAAUGCUAGAGUUAAAUUAUGCUAGCAGUGCAAGUUAAAGCACUUAGCAACUGAGCACUUGUCUCUGCCCCCCCCCCCCCCCACACACACUUUUUAUACUUAACAAAUGUAAAUGCACAUACAUUUAUUUGCACGCGGACAGGGGGCGCCGUGGAGUAUAUAGAGUCCUGCAGCACUGUAGCUAAGAGCUAACAGCUGAUUGCUUGUUGUCGGGCUGAUGAUGGAUCUUUAGCUUAUUAUUGUAUUUUCAUAUUUGCUGUGCAGACGUGUUGGGAUCCCUGAAAUGCAAGGGCCAUAAUGGGUUGGUGCCCCAUCUUGGGUUAUUCCCUGCUUUGUGCCUGUAAGUUCCUGGAUAGGCUCCAGACCCCCACCACUCUGCAAAGGACAAGUGGGAGGGGGGGGAUGGAUGGAUGGAUGGAUGGAUGGAUGGAUGGGUGGAUGGUGACAAUUUUGCUUAGACUGUGUCUAAAUUUUGAAAUCUGUAAAAUCAACCAUGUUGGGAGGGGGGUCAUCCUAUGUUACUUAAUGUAACUGUACAUUACUAUGGAUAGUUAUACGUGCAUGUUAGUCUACAUUCGUUUGGUUCCAUGCAUAGUUACCUGUACAGUACUGUGUUUUGCCAUGCAUACACUUACCUUACCAGUUGCAUGCAGCAUGUAAUGCAUUUUAGAACAAGAAAAUUGUUUUAACAAGCUAUUGAACAGCUUCCUUGGCACAGCCCGGCUGUGCUGGUGGGAGGAUGUGGGAGGAUGUUGAAGAUGGCGCACCCUGUCACGUCGUUGCCCUCUACAUUCUGGCCUUUCCUUCCUUCCUGUGGUUGAAAUGCAGAUCUUGCUAAAAGUUGCCUGUUGUCGCUUUAAGCUGGCAGCCCAUAGAUACGAAAACGCACUUAUCUGUCCUAAUGCUAAGCCGAUAGCCUUUUAGCCUCACCUACCAUAUGUAAGCACCACCCGCCAAUCAAGACACGUUUCACUCCUGCUGGUUGAUUUCCAAACAGUAAGGGGAGUAACCAACCCAAGUUGUCUCACUCUCUCUUCUUUACACAAGGUAAUGCUGACCAUCUGUUAAACCUUAGUCCCCAGUAUAAACCUGAAUCUUGUUAAAAUUAGAAGCAGGAUUGUACCAAGCACUGCAUUCUGUAUACAUUACUGUAAAUAUUGCAUGUCAUGUAUAAAUAUACAUAAAAUGGAAUA
Molecule: messenger RNA, 2885 nt
Organism: Brienomyrus brachyistius
Lineage: Eukaryota; Metazoa; Chordata; Actinopteri; Osteoglossiformes; Mormyridae
Gene: lypd6
Product: LY6/PLAUR domain containing 6
Exons: 7
Coding region: 913-1437 (174 amino acids)
Biological process (GO): positive regulation of canonical Wnt signaling pathway
Molecular function (GO): acetylcholine receptor inhibitor activity
Source: RefSeq, a predicted model, not a curated record